CCAUCAGCCGGCGCGAUGUUUAGACUCUAGUGAUGUCGUGGCGCUUUGGGGAGAGAAGUUGGUGUUUCUCUGGGCCCUGGUACUGAGGACGCUGUCCGGCGGACCCUGGCCCCUUCCUACCCACCCCUCCAUCUGCUUUUUUCUUCCCUACUCUGGCAGGAUGAGGCGUGCAGGCCUGGGUGAAGGAGCACCUCCUGGCAACUAUGGGAACUAUGGCUAUGCUAACAGUGGCUAUAGUGCCUGUGAAGAAGAAAACGAGAGACUCACUGAAAGUCUGAGAAGCAAAGUAACUGCUAUAAAAUCUGUAAGUAUUUAACAGAUGUUAUAUACUGUCAAAUUUAUGUAUUUAUGUACAUAUGUAUUACAUACUUAUAAACUGUUUAUGUUAUUGGCAUCAUACUAAGGAAUUCAGUUACCCAAGUUGUGUCUUGUUCAGCAAGGUCAAAAUGCACUCAAAAUUUAAACAUGAUUUGAGUAGAAGAUUAGAAAAUGUGGCCAAUCAAAACAUAUGGUACAUUUAUUUUUUUUAAGCUUCCACUGUUUUUUUGUGGGUAAAUCUACAGUACUGUAUGUUGUCUACUGUGUGUUGUCUGUAGUAAUGUCUCAGAGCAGUCCAUCUUCUGCCCCAAGCAGCUCUUUUCCUGACUUUUCUUCUUCUUGUAUUCUGAGCUACACAUCUCAGUGUUUCAUGUUUCUACCUUUGUACCUCAUGUCAGUCACUUGAG
Molecule: messenger RNA, 725 nt
Organism: Leptonychotes weddellii (Weddell seal)
Lineage: Eukaryota; Metazoa; Chordata; Mammalia; Carnivora; Phocidae
Source: RefSeq, a predicted model, not a curated record